Peronospora matthiolae is the source of this 192-nucleotide messenger RNA. NCBI's taxonomy places the organism in Eukaryota, Oomycota, Peronosporomycetes, Peronosporales, Peronosporaceae. The record is from the annotation of a GenBank genome assembly.
AUGUACGUCUCAGAUGUGGCGCAGCAAGAUUGGGACGAAGACACAGAACGGCUGACGUUCGCACUGAACAUUGCAGACGAUUGUGUGCGAAAAGAGACAACAAUCGAUAUGGCCCACAUGUGGGACGGUAGAACCACCGUGAAGGCGACUUUGCCAGUGGUGAACACCUUAUUCAAAGGGUCGGGAGCUUGA